Molecule: messenger RNA, 2366 nt
Organism: Vavraia culicis subsp. floridensis
Lineage: Eukaryota; Fungi; Microsporidia; Pleistophoridae
Exons: 1
Coding region: 37-1914 (625 amino acids)
Molecular function (GO): ATP binding; ATP hydrolysis activity
Source: RefSeq, a predicted model, not a curated record
AAAAUAUAAAAAGGGAGCAUUUAUGGUGAGGUUAUAAUGGAUCUAGACUGGAAUAACAUCGAUAUCGAAGUUGUUAAUCGUAAUAAGAGGUACAAGCAAAAAAGAAUAAAAUUGAUAUCUGAUGCCUGUGGACAUGCUGAACAGGGUUUAUUAGCAAUCAUGGGACCGAGCGGAAGUGGAAAAUCGACAUUGAUAAAGGCAUUGGCCGGUAGAGUACCCAGAGGUGCUGCAUCUACCGGUGUAGUAACUCUGAAUGGCGUCGAAAGAGACAUUAAAACAUGGAGAAAUCUGAUUGGAUACGUUGACCAGGAUGAUGCCGUCUAUGAAACGUUGACUGCACGCGAAACCGUCAAGUAUGCAGCUUGGUUCAAACUGAAGGAUAAAAGUAUUGAUGUGGAUAAAAAGGUGGAAGAACUGUUCAACAAACUUGCUAUUACGCACAUUCUGGAUUGUAAAAUGGUAAAUCUUUCUGGUGGAGAACGAAAGAGGGUGAUGAUAGCGAUUGAACUAGUGACUGAUCCCAAGUUGAUAUUUUUGGAUGAACCCACAAGUGGGUUAGAUAAUGCCUCGACACUAAAAAUCAUUACAUUGCUCAAAGAACUAACCACAGAGGGGCGAACCGUUCUAUUCACCAUACACCAGCCUGACGAUAUGGUAACUGAUGAAUUUGACAGAAUUUUGUUGCUGUCGCAAGGCAGGACUGUUUACCUCGGCAAAAUGGCUGAGUGCGAAAGGCAUUUGGUAUCGAACGGGUUCACAAUAAAUGAAGGAGAAUCUUUCUCAACUUUUGCGAUGAGAGUGCUAGAUGUUGAACCAGGAGUGUACCAGGAAAUGGACGAAACGAAUAGAUUAACUGUCAUGGCAAACGAGGUCAAAGACCGAUUUGGAUUUUCUCAAGAAGAAAAGUCUGUGAAGAAAUCCAAUGAUAACUAUGUCAACAUCAGACCUUGUGUUCAGCAGAUCAAACUGUUGCUCCGGAGAAGAUGCAAGCUGGAAUUGACAGCGAAGAAAAAUGUAAUUAUGACGAUUAUUCUGAUCUUGGUUCUGGCAUUAGCUGCUUUUAUUGCAAGAUACAUAGCAAAUAACAUGUGGAAACAGAAAGAUGAAAUGAUGGAAGUUUGGAAUUUACCAAAAACAGACAGCCGCUUUACUGAUAUACAAAAUGAUUAUGUGAAGCAUCGCGUCAUGCUCAUUCUCUGCAUUUUUGCAGGUGGGUCAGCAGCACUAAUUCCCCUGAUGGCGGGUGCAGCGUUUGGUUUUGAACAUACGAACGUAAAGAGGGAAAUAGCAGCCAAUACAUAUUCGAUGACAUCAUACUACUUUUCCGUGUUUAUCUUUGAAUAUGUGAGGCAUUUACCAUUUUUCAUUGCUUCAAUGAUCAUAAUGAAGAUAAUAUUCGGAAAGUUACUGAACAUAACAGCUAUCCUAACCUUCUUACUCAUAUACAUGGUUUCGCUCGCGGCGUAUCUUUUUGAUGGUUCAGCUUUGAAAGAUUCAAAAAGAUCAGUUGUAAUUAUCAUUACAAGUUUUACCGGUAACGUCAUCCCGUAUUAUCUUGCUCUGGUCAACGGGCGAGUCAUGACGCAAUACGGCAAAUGGUUGUUAACAAUAUAUUUGCUGAAUCUGUGUCCUAACCAUUUGGUAGGCCACUGUCCCUAUGUACUUCAUCUGAACAAGUUUAUCAGUGAUUACCCGCAAUUAGUAGAUAGCAAUUACGAAAGUCCACCCACAAACCGAGAAAAUGAUUAUAGAGGGCUUUUAAGAGAGUAUAGGCGGUUGUUGAUCAGAUAUGAGCUCUCUAUGCAUUGGAGCUAUGCCUUUUGCGCACUUUUACUGGUGCUGUACACCAUAUUGUGUAUCGUUCGCAUUUCUUUUUAUUUGAGACCAAGUUGUCGCAUGCGGCUCAAUAAAUGACGUUAUUUUUCAGGCAUCAUGUGUUUCUCACCUAAUAAAUGGUUUGACGAUGAUGUGCAACGUUGGCAGUAAAGCAGUAAUAUGGAACUCUGCUUUCAGCAGUCGAUAGGCAGCGUAAAUGGAUCUGCACAGAAACGUAUUAUUGAAGACUCACCGUUUCGAAAUAUAGAAUGUGCUGAAAAACGGGUUCUUCUGAGAGCAUAUUUUCGGUUUAAGACUUAAUGAUUGAAAUAAUUAAUAAAUAAGUUACCAUUACAACUUAGAAAUAGCUAAAGCGUCGAAUAGCGAAUAUUGGAAAACAAUAAACAAAUUCAGCCCAGCUAUCGAACCGUCAAAUGCAUUUCUUUGAACCGAGAAACGGUUGAGAAUGACAGUUUGCGGAUAAAUAAGCCUUUAAAAGGCAUCAGAACGAUUCACUUAGUUAAAACUCAGCAAUUUAAAGUAGUCCAAUC